This is a messenger RNA of Thalassophryne amazonica, 851 nucleotides long. Its product is annotated as metalloproteinase inhibitor 2-like. Gene Ontology annotation, cellular component: extracellular matrix. Lineage: Eukaryota; Metazoa; Chordata; Actinopteri; Batrachoidiformes; Batrachoididae. The record is from RefSeq and is a predicted model, not a curated record. The transcript has 5 exons. Gene Ontology annotation, biological process: negative regulation of membrane protein ectodomain proteolysis; negative regulation of endopeptidase activity. Gene Ontology annotation, molecular function: protease binding; metalloendopeptidase inhibitor activity. The coding region runs from base 73 to 723 and encodes 216 amino acids.
AUUUUUUUUUUCUCCUAGUGUUGAACUUUUCUUUGCCACCUGUCUGUCUUAAUUCAGUAAUAGUUAUAAAAAAUGUCGUGGACGGUGAAGACGUGUUUCGUGACGCUGAUCGUCCUGUUUCUUUGGAGGGACGGAGAGGUGGCUGAAGCCUGCAAAUGCUUACCAAAACAUCCUCAGCAGUACUUUUGUGACGCAGACGUGGUUAUCAGGGCGACUGUGGGUAAGCAUGAGGAGGUUCAUGACAAAAAUGGCCCAUUCGGAAUCAAACUGAAGAAGUACAAGAUUACGCAGAUUCAGCUGUUCAAAGCUCCUAACCUGACCCAGGAAUUCAAAGCCUUCUACACUGCGGACUCUUCUGCUGCGUGUGGAGUGACUCCAGCUGAAGGCGAUUAUGUCAUUGCAGGCAACCUGAAUUCAAACGGGAGUCUGCAUGUCUCACUUUGUGGCUUCAUGGUGCUCUGGGACAGCCUUACUGUUGUCCAAAAACAAGGCCUGUGUGGGCAGUAUGCAAAGAACUGCGACUGCAUGAUCACUCGGUGCCAUUCCACCCCAUGUGGGAUCAGCCACAACAUGGAGUGCCUGUGGACGGACGACUUGGUUCAGAACCAUAACGGCAGAAAAUGGUCACAGGAAAAAUAUUCUAUUUGCAUCAAGAGGCCUGACAACUCCUGCAGCUGGCAGAGCAGGAGAAAAUCACACACCUCCAAAAAUAAAGAGUCUUAAACAUCUGUGUUUAAAUAUACUAGUAGAAAUUGAAAUCCAACAAUCAGAUUCUAAAAUUGAGUUUUAUUUUAAAUUUUUUUUUUUUUUGGGUGUGUACUCCAUGGUGAGGCUGAUGCAACAAACAAAAU